AUGAGUACCUCCUCAGCAAAAACCUCGGCGUCCCGAAGUCGGCGGGACAAAGAUGACACCUCCAAUCCCGAUGUGCACCUGCUGGCCAUCGGGAACUAUCAUUUCCAGAAGACGGUCGGCGAGGGGAAUUUUGCCAAAGUCAAGUUGGCUAAGCAUAAGUUGACUGGGGUGGAGGUCGCAAUCAAAAUAAUCGACAAAACAACCCUCGACGAAAAAAAGCUUGGUAAGCUCUACCGCGAAGUGCGGAUCAUGAAACUCCUGCACCACCCCAACAUCGUCAAGCUCUACGAGGUCAUCGAGACCAAACACACCGUGUUCCUCGUCAUGGAGUACGCGUCGGGGGGCGAACUGUAUGAUUAUUUGGUUGUGCAUGGCAAGAUGAAGGAGAAGGAGGCCAGGGCGAAGUUUAGGCAGAUUUUGAGCGCGGUUAGUUAUUGUCAUAAGAAAAGGGUUAUUCAUCGGGAUUUGAAGGCCGAAAACCUCCUCCUCGACGCCAACCUCGACAUCAAAAUCGCUGAUUUCGGGUUCAGCAACUACUUCGACCCCGAAUCCAAACUGGACACCUUCUGCGGGUCGCCCCCCUACGCCGCACCCGAGCUCUUCCAGGGCCGGCGAUACACGGGGCCCGAGGUCGAUAUUUGGAGUUUGGGCGUUAUUCUGUAUGUCUUGACCACGGGGUGCUUGCCGUUUGAUGGCAAGAACUUGCAGGAGAUGAGGGAGAGUGUGUGUAGGGGAAAGUAUCGGAUUCCGUUUUAUUUGUCCGAUACCUGCGAGAAACUCCUGCGAAAAUUCCUGGUACGAGACCCCUACAAGCGUUCGGGCCUGGAAAUGCUCAUCGACGACCCGUGGAUCAACGAAGGACACCCCGACUCUCCCAUCUCGACCGACGUCUCGCAGAAAGUCGAAGAAAACGACAGCAUCAUCCGCCUCAUGGUUCAGAAAUUCAACUUCGACCGCGACGCCAUCUUGCAGAAGCUCAGGGAGAACGUCUAUGAUGAAGUGUCGUCGAUCUACUACCUGCUG
Fimicolochytrium jonesii is the source of this 1023-nucleotide messenger RNA. Its product is annotated as kinase-like domain-containing protein. The annotation marks the transcript as partial. Gene Ontology annotation, biological process: microtubule cytoskeleton organization; intracellular signal transduction; protein phosphorylation. Gene Ontology annotation, molecular function: ATP binding; tau-protein kinase activity; protein serine/threonine kinase activity. The record is from RefSeq and is a predicted model, not a curated record. Lineage: Eukaryota; Fungi; Chytridiomycota; Chytridiomycetes; Spizellomycetales; Powellomycetaceae. The transcript has 4 exons. Gene Ontology annotation, cellular component: cytoplasm.